Molecule: messenger RNA, 2934 nt
Organism: Pseudocercospora fijiensis CIRAD86
Lineage: Eukaryota; Fungi; Ascomycota; Dothideomycetes; Mycosphaerellales; Mycosphaerellaceae
Exons: 4
Coding region: 14-1111 (365 amino acids)
Biological process (GO): pyrimidine nucleotide biosynthetic process; 'de novo' pyrimidine nucleobase biosynthetic process
Cellular component (GO): cytoplasm
Molecular function (GO): dihydroorotase activity
Source: RefSeq, a predicted model, not a curated record
GCACAUACAUAGCAUGGCCUCAGGCGCGAAUGGAGAGACACUGGAAAAGUUCGAUGGCCUUGAGCUGCCCGCUGCCGCCGACAUGCAUGUGCAUUUGCGCGAAGGUGAUAUGACGGCUCUCGUGGUACCAACCAUCCGCCACGGUGGUGUCAAUACCGUUUUUGUCAUGCCCAACCUGGUGCCUCCCAUCACGACCGUCAAUCAUGCGUUGCAAUACCAGCGACAUCUUCACAAGCUGGAGCCAAACGUACGCUUCCUCAUGUCUCUCUAUCUCCACCCAAACAUCAAGCCAGAGACCAUCAUCGAAGCCAAGAAAGCUGGGAUCACCGGAGUGAAGUCGUAUCCUCAUGGAGUCACCACAAACUCAAGUCACGGCGUCAUGUCGUAUGAAGACUUCUACCCGGUAUUCGAAGAAAUGGAGCGCCAAGACAUGGUGUUGAAUCUGCACGGAGAGCUUCCACCAUCCGCAGGCGCCGAUAUCACAGUCCUCAAUGCCGAAGAAGCAUUCUUGCCCACCCUCCUGGACCUUCACAAGCGCUUUCCAAAGCUUCGCAUCAUCCUCGAGCACUGCACGACCGCGGCUGCCGUACGCACAGUGAGCUCUUGCGGCGACACAGUCGCGGCUACGUUGACUGCACACCAUCUCUGGAUCACCGUCGACGACUGGGCCGGAGACCCACACUGCUUCUGCAAACCCGUCGCCAAGAAUCCUUCAGAUCGACGAGCCCUUCUCGAAGCCGCAGUCAGCGGGAAUCCGAAAUUCUUCUUCGGCAGCGACUCCGCUCCUCAUCCCGCCAAGGCGAAGCGCACCGACAAGAUUGCUGCUGGUGUAUUCACACAGCCUCAUGCCGUCGGAUUGGUCGUGAAUGCCUUGGAGGUUGGUGUCGAGAAGGGCUUGAUCAAGCAAUCUGACGUCACGGCUGAGAAGCUGGAAGGCUUUCUGUGCACUUUCGCUCGUGACUUCUACAGGAUCAAAGAUGAGAAGAACGAGCGUAUCGUGCUUGGGAGAGGGAAAGCUUCCAUCGCUGAGAGUCUGGUGACGGAAGAUGGCUCGAUCGAGGUCAUUCCGUUCCGAAGAGGCAAGGUGACUUGGGAGACCUCUUGGAAGUGAGAGUGGAGGCGGCGGCAGCUAUAUUCCGCUUACACUAGUGACAACAGCAGACUUUACAUGCCUUGACUCACGGCCAGCAUGGGCAUCUUGGUCCCCUGCAACUGGCACGGAAGUGCGAUCAAUGAACGGAAAUUGGAGACGUGUGCAUUGGAACGUGGACGAAGUCACGAUGCAUUUGCAUCAACUCGUCACACUAUCUAAAGAUUUCGGCAAAAUAAAGUCGCAACGGGCCUUGCGACGAGCUUGGAAAAUGCGAGCUCGCAUCGGCUAGUGUAGUCCUCCGACCCAGAACACGACAAUGCUGACUCAAUCAGCAAUUCGAAAUGAAUGAUCAAUGUACAGUGUGCGAAGUAUAGUCAUCCGGCCGUGGUCGCGUGUAAACACGACAUGUUCCCCAACUCCUUCAUCAUGCAUCAUAAGAUCUUCCCUUCCAUAUCAAAUGGAACGGUGCCUCGUGGCGCGCGCUACGUCUCUCGAGGUGUGAGCGCAACCUUAGCGCCGUGGAGGUUAACACAAGUCAGAGUGAUGAAUUCAGUCCAAGGGUUGGGGCCUCUGCUUUCGAUUCCACUGAAAGCCUGGCACAGCCGCACAGUGCAAUAGCUAGCCUCGGUCAAAGCGAAUUGCUGCCCUAGACAAAUUCUCGCUCCGCCGUUGAACGGAAGAUACUCCCAUCCUGGUCGCAGACCUUUCUUUCCCGUGACCGGAUCGUCGAGCCAUCGUUCUGGCUUGAACUCCUCGGCGUCUUCUCCAUAGAAGUCUUUUCGUCGAUGCAUAGCCCACACACUCCAGGCCAUGACAGAGUCCUUCUUGAUGAAGAUCGGAGCUCGACCAUCUGGUCCACCUCCCAACGGCAGCGUGGUGUCUUCUGUUGCUUCCCUACUGUUCAAAGGAACGACAGGGUGGAGCCGCAGCGACUCAUUCAGUAAAGCUUUCACAUACUUCAAGUCUUUGAGCUGCUCGAAUGACGGUCGGGCAUCGUCGAGCUGCUUCACCUCGGCUUGCAACUUUUCCCAGAUAUCUGGCCGGUUGGAGAGCGUAUACCAGACAUUCGUGAGGAGCGAAGCGGUUGUGUCUCGGCCUGCAAGGAGAAUAUUCAGAGCUUCGCUACGGAUGCGGAUGGGAUCAGUAGUCUGCUUCACCAGCUCAUCGAUGAAGACAUAUCGACCACUUUUGCCGUCGCCAAUCGUCUUUUCGGCUAAGAUCUGGUCGCGCCGUGCAAGACCCUUCUGAACGUAGUAAUCAACGAAAUCGUGAACGAAUUUCGUGUCUUUCUCGAAUCGUUUCGUCGCAAGGAACAGCUUCCCUAUCGAGCCCCAUCGGGCUAAGUUGGCGAUGAAGUCCUGGCCAUGAGUGAAUGCAUCGGCGAAACCAUCGGUCGUGUUGCUCGCGAGGGAAUUGGUGGACUCUCCAAAGAGGAAUUCAGUGGCCGAGUCAAUGGUCAAACGGAAGAAUAGCUCCGACAGGUCCACGGUCUGGUUCCGCGGAAUGAUCGAUAUGAGCUGCGAAACAUGCUUUUCAAAUGUGUCGACGUCUGCGACCUGAGAACGCACAAAAUUUGGUCGCAGCAUGUCUCGAGAAUGCUGCCACGCUGAGCCGUCGGUAGUGAAGAUGCCUUCUCCCAGUAGAGGUCGGAAACCAUACUUGCGCCUUCGUCCCAGGCUCCAUUUGGUAUGCUCCUUGGCUUGAAUGAUUUUGAGGUUCUCUGGUUCGGUUGUGAUGUGCAUGUGUUGACCAAGAAGCACGAGUUGAUAUGUGUUGGAGCUGGUCUCAGAAAAUCUCCGGUGACCGACUUCGAGCAUUCUGUGUUCUUUCAGAGCUUGCAC